ACGAGAGCGAGCAUGGACACGCUGCGCAGGCUGCGAGAAGCGCCUCGCCAUUUACUGGUGUGCGAGAAAUCCAACUUCGGCCACAGCAAGUCGCGCCACCGGCAUCUCGUGGAGACGCACUAUCAUAAUUACAGGGUUUCAUUUCUCAUUCCUGAAUGUGGGAUACUAUCAAAAGAACUGAAAAACCUAGUCAUGGAUAUUGGAUCCUAUUACUUUGUGAAGAAUUUACCACUUCAUGAAUUAAUUACACAUGAAUUCAUCAGCACCUUUGUAAAGAAAGGUUCGUGCUAUGCACUAACAUACAAUACACAUAUUGAUGAAGAUAAUACUGUUGCCCUGCUACCAAACGGGAAAUUAGUUUUAUCAUUGGAUAAAGACACUUAUGAAGAAACUGGACUUCAAGGCCAUCCAUCUCAGUAUUCUGGCCGAAAAGUCAUGAAAUUUAUUGUUUCCAUUGAUUUGAUGGAUUUAUCCUUGAACCCAAAUUCUAAGAAGUAUGAAAGAAUAUCUUGGUCCUUCAAAGAAAAGAAGCCACUGAAAUUUGAUUUUCUUUUGGCUUGGCAUCAUACAGGUGCAGCAGAAUCAACGAUGAUGUCAUACUUUUCCAGUUACCAAAUUCAGGAGCAUCAGCCGAAAGUCGCUCUGAGCACGCUGAGAGACCUGCCGUGCCCAGUGCUGCAGAGCAGCAUGCUUGGGGGACAGCUGGAGGCGUCCUGCAGUGCUCCGGAGCUCUUUGACUGGCUUGGCGCCGUCUUCAGUAACGCAGACCUAAAGAAUGAGCCUACUAAUUUCAUAUCAGCCUAUUGCUGUCCUCAGCCACAUUCAGUGAUGGCAAAAGCUUAUCUGUGUACAAUCACCGGUUUCAUACUGCCAGAGAAGAUCUGUCUCCUACUGGAACAGCUGUGUCACUAUUUUGAUGAGCCAAAGUUAGCUCCAUGGGUUACAUUGUCGGUUCAAGGCUUUGCAGACAGCCCUGUUUCGUGGAGAGAAAAUGAACAUGGCUUUCGAAAAGGAGGAGAACAUUUAUACAACUUCGUGAUUUUUAAUAACCAGGACUAUUGGCUUCAGAUGGCUGUUGGGGCAAAUGAUGGCUGUCCACCAUAAAAGAUACAAAUUUUACAA
Messenger RNA from Cynocephalus volans (Philippine flying lemur), 1122 nucleotides. RefSeq names its product ribonuclease P/MRP subunit p40 (gene RPP40). Gene Ontology annotation, cellular component: ribonuclease MRP complex; multimeric ribonuclease P complex. The coding region runs from base 13 to 1104 and encodes 363 amino acids. The transcript has 8 exons. Gene Ontology annotation, biological process: endonucleolytic cleavage in ITS1 to separate SSU-rRNA from 5.8S rRNA and LSU-rRNA from tricistronic rRNA transcript (SSU-rRNA, 5.8S rRNA, LSU-rRNA); tRNA 5'-leader removal; tRNA 3'-end processing. Gene Ontology annotation, molecular function: ribonuclease MRP activity; ribonuclease P activity. The record is from RefSeq and is a predicted model, not a curated record. NCBI's taxonomy places the organism in Eukaryota, Metazoa, Chordata, Mammalia, Dermoptera, Cynocephalidae.